Molecule: messenger RNA, 874 nt
Organism: Sander lucioperca (pikeperch)
Lineage: Eukaryota; Metazoa; Chordata; Actinopteri; Perciformes; Percidae
Product: butyrophilin subfamily 2 member A2-like
Exons: 4
Coding region: 92-874 (260 amino acids)
Source: RefSeq, a predicted model, not a curated record
CCAAUCAGCCCGUUAGGAGUGGCUCCACCUCCGUUAUUAGAGACGUUGUGAUGUUAAAGUGAUGUUUGAUCUUUAGGAGACAUCGACAGAGAUGGAGCUUCUUCCUCUUCUGUGUCUCUGCCUCCUGACUCGCUCUGGAAUCACGUCUGCUCAACUAAACAGGCCAAAAGUCAUCAAAGUGGAAGAAGGCAGUGAUGUUACUUUACCCUGUUCUCUCUGGCCCAAGAAGGAUCUUCGGUCAACACAGUUCGUCUGGGAGAAAACUUAUGAUGAUCAGAAGGUGUUCCUGUAUGAUAAUGGUGAUCUUUACAGUGACGAGCGUCCAGGUCAGAGUGAGCAGUUCAAAGGUCGAGUCUCACAUUUUCCAGAUAAACUGGAACAAGGCAACGCCUCCAUAAUCAUCAGAAAUACAAGGAGGGCUGACAGUGGAGAAUACAGAUGUAGUUUUCCAUUAAUUCCGAAACAUCAAAUAUUCUACAUUAAGCUUGUUGUUGGGCCAGAAGUCAUCAAAGUGAAAGAAGGCAGUGAUGUUACUUUACCCUGUUCCCUUUGGACCAAGGAGGACAUUCGGGUAACAUGGUUUAUCUGGAAGAAAACUGAUGAUGGUCAGAAGGUGUUCCUGUAUUGUUAUGGUGAUCUUUACAGUGACAACCUUCCAGGUCAGAGUGAGCAGUUCAAAGGUCGAGUCUCACAUUUUCCAGAUGAACUGAAACAAGGCAACGUCUCCAUAUUCAUCAGAAAUACGACGAGGGCUGACAGUGGAGUCUACAGAUGUGACGACGGAGAUAAGACGGCUUCAGACAGCUGUUUGCUAGAACUUCACUGCACAACACGCACUGAGGCUUCGGGCAAUCUGUAUCGCCGAUCCAAGUGA